Cyprinus carpio (common carp) is the source of this 5021-nucleotide messenger RNA. Its product is annotated as GTPase IMAP family member 8-like. The record is from RefSeq and is a predicted model, not a curated record. Gene Ontology annotation, molecular function: GTP binding. NCBI's taxonomy places the organism in Eukaryota, Metazoa, Chordata, Actinopteri, Cypriniformes, Cyprinidae.
GUAACCUGUUUUGGAAAAUUCCUGAACAGUUCAAACUUGUUCAAACGUGUCCCUUGUGAUUAUAUUACAUUAUUGCAAAGGUUUGAAUAACAUUUCUUCUCGGGUGCUGGAUAGGGACUCGGUCUUCACACUUCUGCAUUGGCUGUCAGAGCAAGAGGAGAGAUGACUGCUGCAAAGGUUUAAAGUCUUAUGCACAAUUUAGGAGUUUAGAAAAAUCACAAACUAGCUUUUAUCAGAAUUAUAUGUGAAUAGUGUUUCUUGAGUUGACACUCCUUAUAUCACCUGAGUGAUGAAGUUUAAUUAACCAGAGAAGAUUACAAUUAAAAGCCACUGCACUUUACCCUGCUGUCUAGAUAUAAUACAGACAGACAUCAGAUCAGAUCACACUGCACUGAUAGCAUCAUACGUUGCAUGGAAUGUAUGGCAAACACGGACUUGAACACAAACUUGUUCAACUUGUUUCUGAGUUCAUAAACCUUUUGAUUUAACACGAACAUAGAGACUUACAGUAAUGCAAAAACGGCUGAAACACAGAUUGUUUCCUAUCAUCUGAAGUGCUUCACUGUACAAAAAUUACAGUUGUGUGAAGAUGGCAGACGGCAGUGGACCAUCCUCGCAACCUGAAGAAGAUCAGGACAGUUCAUUCCAUAGAAGAGGAAGCAAACGUGAACCUCCAGAAAUGUUUUUGGGCAAAGAUGAGCUGAGAAUAGUUCUGCUGGGGUCAAACGCAGAUGUUAAAGCCUUCUGUGGGAACACAAUACUGGGAAAAAAGGUGUUCUCAGAGUCGCCGUCCCACUGGAAUUUGUUUGAGUGGCAUGAUGGGAUGGUGCUGGAGAGAUGUGUAAUGGUGAUCAACACUCCUGACCUGCUUGAUCCCAUUCACUGUCCUGAGAAGCAAGACAUGGAAAGAUUCUUUGAUUUGGCUUACCCUGGACCUCAUGCACUACUUCUGGUCCUUAAGCCUGGGACAUUUACAGAUCUGGAGAAAGAAGCUCUCAAGCUCAUUAACAUCGUUUUUGGUGCAGGUGCAUCUGAGUAUGUGAUUAUUGUCUUCAUGCAUGAGGAGCAGGAGUAUGCAAGCAAUGAAGACUCUGACAAUGUCAGCAGAGCCGUUGAGUCUCUCCAGCAGACCUGCAGAUGUCCACACCAUCAUCUACAGAAGAAUGGAGAUCAAUCAGAGGUGCAGAAACUUCUGGAGAGCAUCGAGAAGAUGCUGGAGGAGAACGGAGGCCAUCACCUGAAGAUUCCUGAUGAACCAAGACCAGUGGCAAACAAACCACUGCAAGGAAUUCCUCUCUACAGUCUCUCAACCAGACGGAUUGUUCUUCUGGGUAAAAGUGGUGCUGGGAAAAGUGCAGCUGGAAACACAAUACUGGGACAGAGAGAGUUCAGAUCUGAGAGGGGAAAGAGAUCAGUAACCCGUAAAUCCUCAGAGAAACACACCACUGUUUCAGGCAGAUCUGUGUCUGUUGUUGAUACUCCUGGAUUCUUUCAUGCACAGAUAAAAACCGAGGAGUUAACUAUAGAGGUAAAGAGAUGUGUUUAUUUAUCCAGUCCUGGACCACACGCUUUUCUCAUUGUGUUUCCUGUGAUUAUGAGAUUCACUGAAAUGGAGCAGCAGAUUCCUCAGAAGAUUGAGACGAUGUUUGGUGAGGGAGUGUUAAAAUACUCCAUCAUUCUCUUCACUCAUGGAGAUCGGAUAGAUAAACCCAUAGAGAGCUUCAUUAAGCAGAACUGUAAAUUAAGAGAUCUAGUUGAUCAGUGUGGAGGCAGAUAUCACGUCUUCAACAAUAUAAAUGAGAAUAACAGAGAGCAGGUGAAUGAUCUACUGCAGAAGAUUGACAGAAUGAUAGAGCAGAAUGGAGGAGGACACUACAGUAAUCAGAUGUUUGAAGAUGCUCACAGAUUCAGACAAGAGGAAGAAGAGCAGAGACGGAGAGAAGAAGAGAGGAGAAAGCUACAAGAAAAAGGUGGUGGAAUAAAAACAGAGGGAACAAACUUACUGCCGAAAGUGUGCUUACAUUUGGUCAUGCUGGGAAGAACAGGAGCUGGAAAAAGUUCAACGGGAAACACAAUACUGGGACGAGAAGCUUUUAGUUUAAUGAAAAGCUACAAAUCUGUCACUCGAGAAAUUGCUGCAGAAGUUGGUGAAGUUUGUGGAUUUGCAGUCAUUGUUUAUGACACACCAGGAUUUUCUGGUACAGAGAGUGAGGAAGAACUUGGGCAAUAUAAAGAGGUCCUCCAGAACUGUACAUCAGGCCUGUGUGUGUUUCUGCUGGUUCUCCAAGGAGACAGAUUCACUCAAGAAGACCAGAAAAUCGUGGAAAAGAUUGAGGAGCUGCUGGAAGAAAAACGCGUUGAAAACACCUGGAUUCUCUUCACCAGAGUAGAUCAGCUGUAUAAAGAAAACAAGACCAUAAAUAAAGUCAUUAAUGAGACAGAAUUCUUGAAGAAUCUUACUCAGAAAUAUGAGGGCAGAUUCCACGUGUUCAACAACAAGACAAAAGUUCCAAGUGACCAAGUGAAAUCUCUGAUAACUAAAGUUUUCCAGAGGGCCUUACAGAGAUUUUCCAAAAAUCCUUGGCAAAGUAUUCCAGUCAAUAUCCAAGACAUCUCUGCUGACAGUCACUCAUUCAGAAGGAUUGUGCUGCUGGGUAGAAGAGGUGUCGGCAAGAGUGCAGCUGGAAACACAAUACUGGGACAGAACGUGUUCAAAUCUACUCGUGGCUCAAAUGCAGUAACCCGUGAAUGUACAGAGAAGCAUGCCACAGUUUCAGGCAGGAAAGUGUCUGUAGUUGAUACUCCUCCAUUCUUUGGCACAGAGAUGAAUCCAAAGCAGUUAAUGACGGAGAUAGCCAGAAGUGUGUAUUUAUCCAGUCCUGGACCGCACGCUUUUCUCAUUGUGUUUAAUGUGAAUAUGAAAAUCACUGAACAGGAGCAGAAGAUUCCUCAGAUGAUUGAAACCAUGUUUGGAGAGGGAGUGUUAAAAUACUCCAUCAUUCUCUUCACUCAUGGAGAUCUGCUGAGAGGAGAAUCCAUGGAGCAAGCCAUUGAGAAAAACAAUUCAUUAAGACGUCUAGUUGAUCAGUGUGGAGGCAGAUAUCACAUCUUCAACAAUAAAGAUCAGAAUAACAGAAAACAGGCCUAUGAUCUACAGCAGAAGUCUAACACAAUGAUAGAACAGAAUGGAGGAGGACACUACAGAAGUCAGAUGUAUGAAGAUGCUCACAGAUUUAAACAAGAGGAAAUAGAGAGGGCACUGAGAGAUGAGGAGUUGAGACAGAGAGAGGAAGGGAGGAGAAAACCACAACUGAAUUCUUUUCGCAGUGUUUUAAUUGUGACUGCUGUCUGUGCUGGAGCUAUUGUUGCUGCCCUUGUUGGUGCUGCUCUUGCUGGAGUUCCUGGUGUUACAGCUGCUGUUGGAGCCAUUGUUGGAUCUGCUGCUGCUGCUGGAGCUUUCGAUGAUGUAGCCAUUUGGACACAGAGGAGGCAGAAAGAGAAAGAGGAGAGAAAACAAGAGGAUGAAAAUGAAGAAGAGCGGGAUUUAAGAGAGUGAAUUUGAGACACAUUUAUAAAGAAGUUAAAAGGUCAACUAUCAAGAAUUAAAGAGAGACAGAAAAGGACAGAACUGAGCUGCUACCAACUGCUGAUGAAAUCAGCCUGUGAGAAACUCGUUUGUUUAUGUUUAUAAUAUUCAUCAUCAUCGUCAUCAUCAUCUCCGUCAUCCUCACUAGCCAGGUUUCAAUCCGAGGAUUCAAAAUGUUUAGUGAUAUAGCUGAUGGAAAUGCCAUUUGUUGAAAGCAUUUCUCAAACGUUGAAACAAUCUUUUUCCGUUCUACAUUGAUACUUCAAAUGUCUCAAAAAUUAGUUUGAAAACACUUUUUGUUGAGAAAAAAAGGUGUUAGUGCAAAUGAAUGUGGUGUCACACAACAGAAUAAGCUUAUACAUGCAGUGUCUGCACGUUCGUGAUGCAUUCUUUUCAAUCUACAAUCAGCUGUUGGGCCCUAUUUUAGCGAUCUAAGUGCAUGGUCUGAAUCCUCUUAUGCUAGUUUAAUGACUGAAAAAAUGAUCGGUCCAAAAGGGUUGUACCUUGUCUCUUAAUGAGUCAUGGGUGUGUUUUGGGCAUAACGUGCAAUAAACCAAUCAGAGUCUCAUCUCCAAUUCCCUUUAAAAUCCAGUGCUUGAACAAUGGCGGAUUCGCUAUUUACACGGCCGAAUUUGCCCCAACUAUAGAUGCGUAUUACUAACGCACCCUUUAAAUAACAAAUAAAAUACUGCACCAUAGACUUUAGAGCAGGUUUUUUUUAGUCAAGGGCAGUCAUUUUCAGUUGCCUAAGAAAAGCAUUGAGCCAACAAAGAAACUGAACACACCUCGUUUUCAGACCUGCACGCCCAUGGGUGAAAAGAUGAGCGCGAGUGUAUUGCUAUUUAAACAAUGUGGUGCUGGACGUGAAAAUGCUAACCGUGUCAGGCUGAAACUAGCAAUUGCAAUCGCAUUGCGCCAGGUUUAUGAUAAGGCUCAUAGCCUACAAUGAAUAUAAUCUAUUUUUGACUCAAUUGGAUGAGGAAAAUUUAGUGUCAUGAAAAUCUCAGCAAUUUAACAAAAAUAAGUGAGGCAUCUAUUAAAUUAAGGAAGACUGUUGGAGUUUCUAACACUGACAAAAUAAAAGUAAAAUAAAAUUGAUUUCAUGCAGCUGUUCUAAGAUACGUAGCAAAUGAAAAUUACAGACAUGACAAAAAAAUCUAGAAAUACAAUUCAUAUACCAAGUUCUGUCAUCAACUCUAUAGCUGGUGCAGGCUGUUGGUCCUUAACCCAAACUGAUGAUAUCCACAGUGUUAACUACUUGGCACAAGCUGAUUGGUUCAUGUUGCAUAUGCAGCCAAUAAGCUUGCUCCAGUGGUGUAAUGUAAUAAAGUAAUAAUACUUCGUUACAAUACUAAGUAUUCUUUGGGGAGUAUCUGUACUUUACUUGAGUUUUUAUAUUUCAGCCAAGUUUUACUUUUAGUCCACUACAUUUCCU